GCACGCACUUGCAAAGAACUCGAGAGCUUGAUUCAAUCAUACCCUACACUGCCAUGGAGUCCAGCAGGAUGCGCUGCUGCAUGCUGCUUGUUGUUUCCUUGGCUCUGCUGCUCCCGCUGGGCAUGGCCGCGGACUCCAUCGGCAGCUACUGCUCAGGAAGCAGCUACGCUGGCAGCAGCAAGGCCGUGGCCAACAUCAACUCCGUCCUCGCCGACCUCGUCGCCUCGGCCUCCUCCACCGGGGGCUACGCCACGUCCACCGCCGGCAAGGGCAACAACAGCAUCAUCUACGGCCUCGCGCAAUGCCGCGGCGACGUCUCCGCCAGCGACUGCGCGUCCUGCCUUGCCGACGCCGCCAAGCAGCUCCCCAGCACCUGCAGCUACAGUUCCGACGCGAGGAUAUGGUACGACUACUGCUUCAUGCGGUACGAGAACGCCAACUUCUUCGGGCAGGCGGACACGGACGCGGGCGUGAUCCUGGUGAACGUGCAGGCCAUGGACAACCCGAAGGCGUUCGAGAAGGCGGUGGGGAAGGUGAUGGGCAAGGCGACGGCGCAGGCGUCGGCGGCGGGCAGCGCGGGGCUCGGGCGGGACAAGGAGCAGUACACGCCGUUCGUGUCCAUCUACGGGCUGGCGCAGUGCACGCGGGACCUCGCGCCGCUGACCUGCGCGCAGUGCCUGUCCACGGCGCUGUCCAGGUUCGGCGACUACUGCGGCGCGCAGCAGGGCUGCCAGAUCAACUACAGCAGCUGCAGGGUGCGCUACGAGAUCUACCCCUUCUACUUCCCGCUCGCCGGAAAGGGCGGCGGCCUCGCCACCACCGACAUGACGAAGAACACCAAGAUCGUCGUGCGUCCUUAAUUAGCCUGAAGUGACUUGUGUGCCUUAACGUAGGGUAAAGUAGCCUUGCGUUAGCUAGCAAUAAAGAUGUGCAACUGUAUGUGUUAAGAGCUUAUGCAGUGUAAGUACAUCUCUGCGUCGAAGCAAUAGUAUUGAUAUGUUAAACUACGAUCAGUCACCACCAACUUUUAUGUUCC
This is a messenger RNA of Zea mays, 1036 nucleotides long. Its product is annotated as Cysteine-rich repeat secretory protein 55. Bases 54 to 860 code for a protein of 268 amino acids. The record is from RefSeq and is marked validated. The transcript has 2 exons. Lineage: Eukaryota; Viridiplantae; Streptophyta; Magnoliopsida; Poales; Poaceae.